AUGACAGAGACGUCUUUAAAAAUCUUAGAGACAGACCCUACCUGUAGAGAGGACAGGAAGGUGUGGAGAUCUGGUAAAGAUCUCCAAAAGAAAGGCCUAGCAAUUACAUCUCCUGUUACACCUGCCAUCCUUUACUGCUGCAUCGUGAUUAUCAUUGUGCUUAUAGCUCUAAAUGUGGUGUUACUUUUCACUUUUGUGGCAGUGAGAAGCAGAAAGCCAGACCCACAUAUUCUGUAUGUCACUUGCCCAAAAGGAUGGAUUGGAUUUGGGUAUAAGUGUUUUUAUUUUUCGGAAGACUCAAAGAAUUGGACAUUCAGUCAGACAUUCUGUACUUCACUGGGAGCUGUUCUUGUUCAGUUUGAAACGGAGGAGGAGCUGAACUUUCUGAAAAGAUACAAAGACUCUUCCGACCAUUGGAUUGGCCUUAGCAGAGAAUCAUCAAAUCAUCCUUGGAAGUGGACAGACAACUCUAAAUAUAAUGCCUCAUUUAUCAUCACAGGAACUGGGGAAUGUGCCUACCUGAAUGACAUUAGGAUUAGUAGUUCCAGGGUAUACGCAAAUAGAAAAUGGAUUUGCAGCAAGACAAAUAGUAAUGUCUUCAUACCUUUAAGUACUUCAAGGCCUUUUUAG
Messenger RNA from Rangifer tarandus platyrhynchus (Svalbard reindeer), 630 nucleotides. Lineage: Eukaryota; Metazoa; Chordata; Mammalia; Artiodactyla; Cervidae. The record is from the annotation of a GenBank genome assembly.